AUGAAUGAUUCUGCCGAAGUUCUGGAGUUGCAAUAUCUGUGUCCGACAUGCAAAGUCACUGCCGUCGUUUUGUACACGACGUUGUCGAUUAUGGCGUUUAUAGGGAACUCGUUGAUUGUAGCUGUUAUUAUCUAUUUUCGACGUCUCCACACCGCCACCAACAUGUUGAUUAUGAAUUUGGCUAUUGCUGAUUUGAUGAUCAGCAUCUUCUGCAUGCCUCUUAGUUAUUGGCAUGUGAUUAUAUUUGAGGAUCAAAGGUGGAUAUUUGGUGCUUUUUUAUGUAAAAUCUUCAACUUCCUUCAAGCCAGUGCCGUCUUCUUGAGUUCGUGGACCUUGGUAGUAAUCAGGUAGUCUCUUUUAUUUACAAUGGAAAUAAUGGUAAAGAAUGCUUACAACUGUCAAAUAAUCCUGGGGUAUGCAAGGAAAUUACUUCUUUGUGUCCCAGUUAAAUAAUAAAAGGAGAUCUGUAGAUUAGGCAACUUUUGUUUCUUUUCAGACUAUAACUUUAAUAAUGGUUUCAGCUUCGAUCGUUUUAUGGCCAUAAUGUUUGUGAUGUCCCCUUGGCUCCGUUUAACUCGGAAAAGGGCUUUCUUCCUCAUUUUGGGGACUUGGGUCUUCUCCCUGGCGAUGGCUCUCCCUUUGUUGAUUGUGAAUCAGGUAUUUUGAUUUCAUUUUCACUGUCGGGCUCAUGUUUUAUAUUUUCCAAAGUACUUUUGAAUUGCUAUUUUCAGACCGAGGCCUCUGCGUUGGACGUGGAGACUUGUCAGGAGAAAUGGGAACUGCUCAGUCCCUUGGGGGAUGUCGAUCAAAUUGUACAUAGUUACACAUCCGCUCUGUUUGCCCUCCAGUACUGCCUGCCGUUGUUUGUUUUGGUGAUUACGUAUACUUUCAUUGGGCUCAGGAUGUGGAACAGCAAAGUGCCUGGCGCAGACCGAACACAGAGCACGAGAUAUGUUGUGCAAGGAAGACAUGACUCCGUCAAAAAGGUGAGUGAUUAUUUUAAAAAAGCAUGUUAUUUUUAUAGCUAUAUUUUAUAUAACAAACACAAUUUAACCAAACUAACAGUGAAUGUCAGUAACAGAGCGUUGUUAAUAACAUAUUCAGCGAGUUUCAAAUUGGCUUGUGUCGUUUUUGCGUUGUAAGCUGGGCUGAGUCUUGUUGGAACGUUAACGUUGUAUUGCCAAAGCGCCACUUAACCAACAGAAGUACGACGGAAACGAACUUGUCGCGGCGCUAGAAUUUCGACUCUUUGAUCCACAAAAACCAUGGAAUUCUUGCCGCUGGAACAACUUCUGCCCCAGACAAUAAGGGCCCGGAUUUUGACGGUGUUAGCGAUGGGUGACGUGCCGGGAGCCUCAUCGGAAAACAUCGUUCUGGUGCUUGUGCACUCGCUAAACAUUAAACCGCGCACGCAAUGGGCUCUCACCGGGAGAUCUGCGGCCCCGAGCGCAAAAUUUCAAGUCACCGUUUGAACCUCUGAAUCGCCGAAAGACACUGGCUGAAUAUGUUAUUAACAAUGCUACUGGUACUACUUAUUGUCGAUUUUGUUAAAGUUAGUUCGCUAUAUACGCAGUGCAAUAGGCUUUUUUGGGCUGUCGCUCGCACCCUGACUUUUUUCGCACAGUGCAAACGCCAAAAAUCAGUCCGGCGACUUUCCGGAAGGACUAGUAAAAUGUAGCUAUAAAAAUAAGAUAAUUUUUUUGAGACACUGAAAAAAUGCUUAGCUAGGAAGUGUCAGGCUCCGAAUGAUUUGAAGUCAAUCAUUUCAAAAAUUCGGAUCGGAAAAAUCAGUUUUUUUUUCAGUAGUUUUAGUCAUCUCUGAUCGUUUGACAAACCUCAAGAAAUUAGAUAAAGGUGAUUUGAACUCGUUGAAUAGCUAGCUAACACGUUGGAAAGCGUAGUAAAAAGUGGGAGUAGCAGCCAAAUCGGUUUCUUUCGAACGGGACCGUUUCAGGGUCAAUUUUGAUGUCUGCCCGAAAAGGUCAAAAGUAGGGUAAUCGAUGGCGUAGAUUUCAAAAAUCACGUUCAUUAUUUCUGAUUUUGACUUUUUUCUAAGUAGUAGUGUUAAGAAUUAAUUUUUGGAACUAAACCAUGAAAAAAGUUACAUUUUUUGCGUUAUCAUGUAGAGUGUACCCAUUUUUAUGUAAAAACGGUCUUAAGAAGAUUACUGUAAUACUAAUGUUUAAAUUACAGCUUAUUCCAAUGGUUCUCCUUGUCAGCGCCUUAUAUGCGGGAUGCUGGCUGCCCCAGAAUCUGCUGAUGAAUAUCUGGGUUACAUACGAUCCCACUAUCACCUCCCAUCCUUAUAUCUUGUACAUCUGGUGGGCAGCCCAUACCAUCGCCAUGUUCCAUUCGAUAGUCAAUCCAUUUAUUUAUUACUGGCAGAACCGGAGGAUCAACGAGGGGGUGAGAUACCUGCUUCGCUUCCUUCCUUUCAUCCAUUUCGACAAUUUCCAUUACCUCGAAGAGAAACCUGGAUGCAGAGCGGUCAAGUUCGUGAACAUGGUCGCGUAUAUGCCCGUGGCCGGGAAAAAGGUGCUCCAUUCUACCGUCUCAGACAGUGGUUAA
Bursaphelenchus xylophilus (pine wood nematode) is the source of this 2568-nucleotide messenger RNA. The record is from the annotation of a GenBank genome assembly. NCBI's taxonomy places the organism in Eukaryota, Metazoa, Nematoda, Chromadorea, Rhabditida, Aphelenchoididae.